Ramularia collo-cygni is the source of this 1146-nucleotide messenger RNA. Its product is annotated as related to arginase family protein. Bases 1 to 1146 code for a protein of 381 amino acids. The record is from RefSeq and is a predicted model, not a curated record. Lineage: Eukaryota; Fungi; Ascomycota; Dothideomycetes; Mycosphaerellales; Mycosphaerellaceae. The transcript is spliced from 10 exons. Gene Ontology annotation, molecular function: metal ion binding; agmatinase activity.
AUGCUGACUCACACGGUUCUUUUUGGCGUCGYGCUGGCCACUCUCGGGUCCGCUCGAGAAAUCAACUUCCCUCCCGUUGCUGCGCUUCAAUAUCCCAUGGUCGCACAGGUCCCGGGCUUGGAAGAGGAUGUCAGCCAGGCACUUUAUGCGGGAUUGACUACCUUUGCCAAUCUACCAUAUGUUCAUUGUCUCCAGAAAGGAGGCGAGGUGGAGAAAUAUGAUAUUGCGAUUUUGGGAGCCCCGUUCGAUACUGCUACAACUGGAAGACCCGGGACGCGCUUUGGACCCGGUGGAAUACGACAGGGCAGUAGAAGAAUCAGGCCGCAGUUCUCAUACGACGUGUACUCGGGGAAGAAUCCCUUCUUGCAAGGGUUGAAGAUAGUUGAUUGUGGUGACGUGCCGUUGACUUUUCUCGACAAUACCGUUGCGUUGAGACAGCUCGACAGAGCGCAUGAGAUCAUCUCAGGUCGGGCCACAAAUGAUUCGACCUACAGCGUACCUCGCUUGAUCACUUUAGGCGGCGACCACACCACGACAUUGCCGGCUUUGAGAUCAACUUUCAAACACUUUGGACAAGUCAGUGUCAUUCACUUCGAUUCUCAUCUCGAUACGUGGGACCCCAAGGUUCUGGGAGGUGGUAUUUCUCACUACGCUGGAGUCAAUCACGGGACCUUUCUCCAUAUAGCCCACGAAGAGGGACUCAUUCGUAACUCAUCGAUCCACGCGGGCAUUCGGGCUCCAGUGUCCAAUGCCAAGUUCGACCUCAAAAACGACAAGGCUUGUGGUUUCCACAUCUUGACAGCCAGAGACCUUGACAGGUUCGGCAUGGCGGGUUUCAUCGACAGGUUGCUUGAGCGAACUGCCGGAACUCGAGUUUACAUCUCGGUGGACAUUGACGUUCUUGAUCCAAGCUAUGCGCCGGCGACUGGCACAGCUGAGCCGGGAGGAUUCACCACCAGAGAACUGCUCACCAUCCUCGAUGGUCUGAGCGGGAUCGAAAUAGUGGGAGCCGAUGUGGUCGAGGUUUCACCUGUUUACGACAAUUCCGGAGAGACGACCGGCCUGGCCGCCGCAGAGGUCGUACGCUCUCUCAUUCAGCUCAUGGCUGAUACGCCAGUCAAGGCCGGGGAAGCAGUCGAGGCAUAG